GACAGUCGACGUCGCGCCGGCCGCCAUGACAGCUGACGGCGCGACCUCCAGGUAGCCUCCGCCCGUGCCAGCUCUACGCGCGCAGGACUCUACGACUCGUCUGUUCUCUCUGGUGGUAGCGGCUGGUCGGGCGCCGAGAUGUCGGGGGUGCUGGCAUCUGUGGGCAGCAGCGUGAACAAGGUGUACGACUUCUACCUUUACACGCUGUCCCUCGCAGACCAGAGGACGCAGGGCUGGCCGCUGGUGGACUCGCCGCUGCCCACGGCGGUCUACACGGCGCUGUACCUGGCCGCCGUGUGGCUGGGCCCCAGGCUCAUGCGGGGCCGCAAGCCGCUCAGGCUCACCUGGGCGCUGCUGCCCUACAACCUGGCCAUGGCGGCGCUCAACCUCUACAUCGCCUCCGAGUUGCUGAGCGCCUCCACGAAGCUCAAGUACAGCUACGUGUGCCAGCCAAUCACGCGGCUGUCGCACCCCGAGGAGACGAGGAUAGCCAGCGCGGUGUGGUGGUACUACAUGUCCAAGCUGAUCGAGUUCUGCGACACGUUCUUCUUCAUCCUGCGCAAGAAGAACAGCCAGCUGACGUUCCUGCACGUGUACCACCACUCCACCAUGUUCUCGCUGUGGUGGAUCGGCGUCAAGUGGGUGCCCGGCGGCUCCACUUUCCUGCCGGCGAUGGCCAACAGUCUGAUCCACGUGCUGAUGUACACGUACUACGCCCUGUCGGCCCUGGGACCCGGCGUGGCGCGCUACCUGUGGUGGAAGAAGUACCUCACCAUCCUGCAGCUGAUCCAGUUCACGAUUGCGAUGAUAAUGGGGAUCCACGGGAUAAAGUCCGGCUGCGACUUCCCCAUAUGGAUGCAGUACACUCUCGUGAUAUACAUGAUUUCAUUCAUUGUGCUCUUUGGGAACUUCUACGCCAAAGCCUACUUAGAAAAGGGAGCGAAAGUGUUCUACGGAGAAGUCAAACCGGAGGCAGUGCUCACCGAACCUUGGAACGACGAGGAAUCGAACAGAUGCUUGGCCAACGGCGUUGUCCGGACGAAGGAGGAAUCUUACGGCUACGCCAACGGCGAACUUCACAUGAAGAGAGUGACGAACGGCUAUGCGAACGGUGCCAUCUGCUAUGCAGAAGACAGUGACGCAGAAGCAUAUCCCCUGGAUUCCAAAAAAUCCGACUGAGCCUUUGGGAACACAGUGAAUUUUAUCUUUGAAAGAUUUGUGCAAUGGGAGUGCGUGACUUGAUGUAAUCUUUUGGACAUACGCCAUUGCUAAGCACUUUUUCUGUUGAAGAAAACUAAAAAAAUACCCAAAAGAAAAACUAUUGUGUUUGUUUUGUCUUUUCGUUUUGUCGUGUUUUUUUUUGUCUCGUUUCAACUUGUGGCCGGCAGGGCCACAUUUUUACUUGUAAUUUAUUUUUGUUGCUGGUCUCUAGUUUUAUAUGGUUUUUUAUUUCACGUAUUUUUACGCCUUUUUUAAUUAAUGUUCAUUUAUCUGUAAAUUUUUUUUUAAUUAUAUUUGUUUCUGUUAAUUAGUUAUACGCCGUUUGGGUAGCUAUCGAUUAUGAGUUUAAGAACAUCGAUUGUGUUUCACGUAAAUACCACUUGGCGAGCACCCGGCGGUUGGCUGAUGACGUCAGACAUUCGGCUUGCCGGGAAGAAAAAAUCAGCUUGGCCGGGGUGGAGAGUUUGUGGCGAGCGACCGUCGAGGACAGAGCCAUGUGACGGCGCGGACUGGUGUGCCGGACGGCAACGGGCGACGAAGAGUAUGGGGAUGGAGGCUCCACGCUGGGGGACAGGGCCAUGGUUUGCCCUGUGAUACUGGACUUAUCAAGGUAAAGAGAGGCCGCAAUUUUGAUUUUUACCCUCGUGGUGCUGCACUGGUUUUUGGCAAACCUAGUGAACUGUGUAUUUUCCCAUACUAAAUUUUAUUUGGACGGAACUUUUAUUAGCCAGUUUGGUGAAGAGGCCCAUUUGUUUCACACGUUGUUCCAGUGUGGGAUUUUUUAAAAAAGGUCGCCCGUUUGCCUGUAGUUGUAAUAAAAGUAUAAGUUUGGAAGAAACGAACAUUUUGCAAUUUGUUUUUGAGACUUUGUCUUCGGAAUUGGCAUACUUAAAGUUGCAUUUAGCUAAUAUAUCAGCUUGUGCAGUAUUAUUAAAAGUAUGCGAUCGGUAUUGGACUACACGCGCAGCCUGAUGUUGGUUGGUGCGGCCAUUCUACGUUUUUAUGAAAUCAUUGGCAAGUUAAUAAAGAAGUAAGACUUUGUUUGAAGUAUAUGAUAAAUACUUCUGUGGUAACAUAGUUAUGUUACGUGAAGAGUUUUUGCUACAUUUCCCUUAAAAAAAAUAAGAUAAUUUUUUUUGAUCAUCGUUCACGCCGUUGUGAAUUCGUACCUAUGGCCCGGCGUGGCAUUAGACUCUGGAGUUGGUGAGGAAGGUCAGGAAGCCAGCGCCCGCCUAGGAUAUUAACUUUUUUUUUUUUGGCAAGUCUUUAGCAACGAACAUCUGAAGAAAGACUAAACCGUUGAUUGAGAGUUUAAGAACUUUAUUUAAAUAAAUUUUUUGUACUUCAGUUUUAUUAUUGUAGAUUUUUUAUAUAUUUGUAUUGAUUGUCUUGUUUGAUUUUUGGUAUUAGGGCAGUCAGUAAAUUUUGAUAUUUUAUAGUGGCCACGCCUCACGCCCUUAUAUAUUUUUAUACUUGUUGUUAUCAGUAUUUAUAUUUUUACGAUUUUUUAAAGGUUAUUGUUAGUAUCGCAAAUGGGGAUAAGAUGCUGCCAUUAUUAACGUCAGCUUUUGUAACUAAGCUUGUAUGGUUAUGUAUAGUAAAAAUUAUUUUUGCAAAUUUCUAUUUUUUAAUAACAUACGUCCAAAGUCUUGCCUCUUGUUUGUUUAAUGGUUACUCUGCUAUUAUAUCCUUUGAAUUUUUUGGCCUGACCCCUGGGCAGUGGUGUGGGGAAUUUAUAUUGUUUAGCUUUUUAUGCCUGGUUUUAAUAUUUAUUUUUUCCCUUCGCGCCCAGAGUGAGUCGGGGACGCAACCCCUCUUCCAAUUAAGGAGGAAGAAGGGUUACAAACUGUUGUGAUGAAUUUUUUUUUUGGGUUCAAUAUUUCUGUGCUGUCAUCAUUUGUGUUUUUUUUUUUUCGUUCUCUUAGUCCAUUUUUCUUUUUCUUUUUUUUUUUUGUUUGUUGACCAUAUUCCUGUUAUGGAAUAUUAUGUGAUGUUUAUAUCCUGUUGACAACAGCAAUUUUUUUGCUUAAUUUGUGCUUUUUGUUUUUUGGGUAUUUUUUAGUUUUCUUCAACAGAAAAAGUGCUUAGCAAUGGCGUAUGUCCAAAAGAUUACAUCAAGUAACACAGUGAAAGUUGGCACGGCAAUAUCACAGUUGUCCCUUAAACAUCGUUUCAGUGUUGUAAAUAUACAAAUGUGAUUCUGUGAUUUGCAGCUAUCGGAAACUUGGCUUUUGUUGUCGUUUAACACUUUUUCUGCACUAAGUAAAGGAUGAAAAGUCAUCAAAGGGACUUGUAAGCUCCAACUUAGCAAAAGCAAUAUCACUGAAAUCCAUACCUACCUAUGUCCUUUGUUAUCUGCAUUUUUUUAUUUCUCCUACUUUAAAGCCUCCUAUUCUUGAGUUAUUCCUGAAAACAUUAAAUCCGACAGAUUCACUCCAAUCUUACAAAGGGUAUUGUGUUCGGUUAAAUAACUGCCCAGCGGCAUAUGUGCUUAUGUAAAUGUAAAUUACACUAAGACUAAACUUACAAUUUUGGUUUGUUUUUCGCAUGUAUGUGGCUUUUGACAUCUGCAAUUUAGAUAUUCGUGCAUUCUGUUAUUAUUUCAACACAGAAAUCUCCUCGAUCAGGGAAAUAAAUUAAUCUCAGUCUAGUGUGGAUUUGGGUUCUCCCCUUGUUCCAUGACUAAUUGCAGAUGCAUGAGAAACAUGAAAAGUGUAAGACAAAUUUUUAUCUCUCAUCUGUGCAAGAUAAGUCAACGGAAACAGUUUAGUGUAAAUUGUUUAACACAUUCUUCUGUUUUAAAAAAUGGAAAGUAAAAUAAAAUGAACAAUAAUUUAUACAUUUCACAAAGGUUGGUUUAUUAUUUCAACAUUGAAUCAAGAUAUUAAAUAAAUUACGAUAGUUCAUUAAAGAUAAUAACAUGGAAGUUUAUGAUUCGUAAUAUUAGACUAUAGUAAGGAAACAUACUGUCAGGAGGAUAAUUCCAUGAAGUACGUAAUUUGUUACUUUUUUCUAAGCAUCAUUUUCUAAAUCGUUCACAAUAAAGAUCGCGGCCACUGUCUGCAGUUGCCUGGCUUCUAGAUUAUAGCCGCGUCUAAAGCGAAGAUAUCACCAACGUUUUGGUUGACGCAGUCGCCAUCAUUAGGUAGCAGUUUUUUUUUGACAUUAUACGGGACCUACAGCUUUACGCCAAUCGGCCAAUGGGUCAUUAUGUUUCAGGGCAAUCAUCAAUUCGUAGGAAAACAUAUAGCAGCAUGUAAAUGUCACACCCAUGCCUUACCCGGGACUCGAACCCAGGACCCCUCGCACCGUAAGCCGGUGUGUGUCCGACUACGCUACGGAGGUCGGCAAAGGUAGCAGUUAACUGUUGGCAUGAUGGGAAAAAGUGAGGCUGCCCAGGAAAAUGAUGGAGUUGAAGUACCAAGGAAGAAGACCCCAAGGAAGACCAAGGAAGGGUUGGGAAGAGCAGAUAGUUAAAGGAGAGCAGGAGAGAGGAGAAGAAUGGAACAGGGAGCACCAUUAGGGAGCACCAUCCCUAAUGAUGGGAUGGUUCUCCCUAAUGAUGUCGACUGCAACGUCCAAACAAAACGUCGGUGAUAUCUUCGCUUUCGACGCAGCUACAACCCAUCAGCCAAACAACUCAAAAUUGUAGAUAGAUGAUUUUGUUACUUAUCUUAAUGAAAUCAGUUUCAAAUGAUUUUUUAAAAUGUUCACAUGUUUUUAAAUUAUGAUAUGUAAAUCAUUUAAUACAUUCCUAAUAAAAUCAAGACGUGACAUAAAUUUAUAUAUUUUUUUUUCAAUUUUUCUCUAAGUAUUUUUCAUACUUCAUGCAUUUGAGAAGGCACAAGUUUCAAUCCAUCCAGUAAAAUUGAUUUAUUUCGAUGGUUCUAUUACUAUAGCAAUAACAUAUUUUAUUGUUAUAAGGUUUAGCCAAAAGUCCAGUCUUGGAAAAGUCCAGGUAAUUAGUCCGAAACUAUAGAUUUUCUUUCUGUGCAAUCCACUUAACAUACUAGGUUUAAAAUUGUAAGAAAUUGUUUGUAAGUGCAUGUUUCAGUAACACACAUUGUAAAUCAGGGGUGUAGCCAGAAUUUAAUUUUGUAGGAAAAUAUUGUGAGCAUUUUUUUUUAUAAGUUUGAAGUGGAACUACAGAAGCAAAAAGUACCUCUUCAAAGUAAUUUUGGAGGGGGAUGUUUUCCUAUAACCCUUCUCCCCCCCCCCCC
Bacillus rossius redtenbacheri is the source of this 5441-nucleotide messenger RNA. Its product is annotated as very long chain fatty acid elongase 4-like. NCBI's taxonomy places the organism in Eukaryota, Metazoa, Arthropoda, Insecta, Phasmatodea, Bacillidae. The transcript is spliced from 8 exons. Gene Ontology annotation, molecular function: fatty acid elongase activity. Gene Ontology annotation, cellular component: endoplasmic reticulum membrane. Gene Ontology annotation, biological process: sphingolipid biosynthetic process; fatty acid elongation, monounsaturated fatty acid; fatty acid elongation, polyunsaturated fatty acid. Bases 139 to 1179 code for a protein of 346 amino acids. The record is from RefSeq and is a predicted model, not a curated record.